AAACAAGGUUGUGAUAUGUUAUUUAUCUUGUAAAAUGUUUAUGUAGUUGGUAACUUAGACAUCUUAUGCUAUGCUCAGUUGAAAUUAGAACCAUUUUAAAACUAUAAUUUCAUAAAAAUGACUGCACAAUCAGAUGCAUCGCCAGCGAACAAUGGUACGAAGGUUGUACAAAUUACUAAUAUUGCACCUCAAGCUACCAAAGAUCAGAUGCAAACGCUCUUUGGUUUCUUGGGAAAGAUAGAGGAUAUCCGUUUAUACCCAACUAUUAGAGAUGUAUCAGUCCCAGUACAAUCAAGAAUCUGCUAUGUAAAGUUUUUUGAUCCCACUUGUGUUGGAGUUGCCCAACAUAUGACAAACACAGUGUUUAUUGAUAGAGCUCUAAUUGUUACACCAUAUCAAUCAUCAGCGGGUGAGAUUCCUGAUGAAUAUAGAGCUCUUGAUAUUGCGGCCCAAGCUAAUAUUGUGCCUGGGCUGUAUCCGUCAGAUCCAAAGUUGCCGCCACAUGUAACAAAUCAAAUAGAAGGAAUUCCCCCAAAUCAAGUAAUAACUACUCAUGAUCCACUUCUUGUGUCUAAUGGGUUACCUCCAUAUCCCCCACUACCAGUUACCUAUGAUGCCAGGAGAAUUGAAGAGAUUCGAAGAACUCUCCUUGUGAUCAAUAUUGACAAUUCUAUUUCUGCCCAACAACUUAUCGACUUCUUUGGAACUGCUGGUGAUGUAAAAUAUAUACGAUUUUGUACAAGGGAUAAUGAUAGUAAUCGUUAUGCACUCAUUGAGUUUUCAGAACAGAGCAGCAUUAUUCCUGGCCUAAAAAUGAAUGGAACUGAGCUAGCUGGGAAGAUGAUUCAAGUUUAUCAUGCAACUCAGGCCAUAGCAAAACCUAUGGCUAAAAGUAACGAGGCUGCUCAGAGAGAGAUCGAGGAAGCUAUGACAAGGGUUAAAGAAGCUCAGAGUCUGAUAUCUGCUGCAAUUGAUCCAGUAAUUGGAAUUCUUUCUAAAGACAAGAAACGUAGUCGAAGUGGUUCAAAGUCACGUCGAUCCAGGUCACGUUCUCGGGGAAGAAGACAUCGUCGAUCACGUUCCAGGUCACAUCAUCGUUCUAGACAUCACCGAAGGUCUCGUUCACGAUCUAAGAGAAGAUCUAGGUCUCGCUCUAAGCCAUCCCGUUCCAGGCGCUCACGAUCAAGAGAUAAGCGCCGUAGAUCUUCUAGAGAGCGUAGGAGAAGUCGCUCAAGGUCUCGUUCCAAAAGUAAACGCUCUAGGAGAUCGUCAUCUAGAAGACGGACUCGGUCAAAGUCUAAAUCUCAGUCUGUAAAAUCUCGUAGUGAAAAAUCAAAAUCUGAUAGAAAAUCUAAAGAUAGAGAAAAGAAGAGAGAUAAGGAUAAGAAGAGUGAAGAUUCUAUUAAGAUAGAUAAAAGUACAGAUAUUCCUUCAAAAACAAGUAGCAUAAAAUCUGAAGGCAAGGAUUCAGACAGUGAAAAACUAGAUUCAGAUUCAAAGAAAGCUAAAUCUGUUUCUAUAUCACCAGAUAAGAAAAUAGCUCGUUCUAGAUCACAGUCUCGUGGGGACAGCGGAAGUCCAAAUCGAAGAAGCAGUAGUGUAUCACCUAGUCGUAGACGUCUGAGUCGUUCCCCAAUUCAUCGAGGUAGUCACUCACCAUCUUCUCGGUCCCCUGUGCGACGCAGGUCUCGAUCACCAAGAAAACUUAGUCGUUCUCCAAUAAGAAAACGGAGCACUUCACAUCGAAGAAGUCGUUCUUCUGGGAGAAAAGGCAGUAGGUCUCCUGUACGCAGGUCUCCUGGUCGUUAUCGAGGCAGCCGUUCAGCUUCUCCACCACCUCGUCGCCGUAGUCGCUCUGGUUCACCAUAAAGUGUAUCUACAACAAUUCAUAAUAAUUUGUAUAUUAUGUUCUACAGUGUUAUGGACAGUUAAGCACAUUUGUUUUUAUCCUUCUCCUUGGUUUAUAGGCAUGAUGAAGUUACAUUAUAAUAGAGUUAAAAGGUUUAUCGCAACAUUUAGAAUACUUCUAGAGUAGGCCUAGUAGCCUAAAUAAUUUUGUGCUCAUUAGAAUGUAAAACAAGUUAAAUCUAGGCCUACAUCUUUUUAAGUUUUAUAUUGUUAAUGUAACCUAUCACUGUACUUUUAGUUAAUUGAAUUGUAGUUUACUGUAUUGCAAUUGCAUAUAAUUAAACAUUUCUUUACUAACAGUUUUAUUUUAACCACGCAUCAUUCCCAUCAAGGAAACAGGUAACAAGUAGAAUUUAAACAAAUAAAAUACAUAUAUGCCUAGGGUUUUAAGAUUUGUCUGUUUCAAAUAUGAUCGAGGGAAAGAUAUUGGGUUAGUUUGACAAGGAUAGUAAAUAAUACAUAUAAAUUACUUAAGAAGUAAUUAUAUUUAUUUUCAUUAACAAUAAAUAAAAUGCAAGACUAGCCUACUUUUAAAUUUAUUAUUUUGAUUUAAAUAUUUUACCAAAAAUCGAGUGAAACUAUUGUCUAUCUAUGUUUAUUUAUGUCUUAUUGAAGGUUUGGUAUGACCAUGGCUUUUAAUUUUGACUAUAAUUCAGUCUUAAUAGUAUCAUGGUGUUUAGAACAUUGGUCUUGUAUAUAAAAUACCAAUUAAGUAAUUGUAUGCAUUAUAUUUACCAUUAUUUAAAAUACAUGGUAACUAUAUUCUCAUUUAUGCAAUAGUUCGAUACAAAUUUGAAAGAACUCAUAAUUGAUAUUGAUUAUAAUAUCUGCAAAAUAGAGAAAUAUAAUAGGUACAGACUAAUGCAAUCCUUAAUUUUAGAUUACUGCUGUUAAAAAACCAUUGUUUGAAGACAAUUUCUCUUUAAGUAAUUAAUUUUCCCAUUGUACUCACAUUUUAAUUACUGUUUUAUUUUUUAUAUUUUGGUUAAUACUAGAAUUCCCUGUAAUUUCUUAUAUGUUGUAAAUAAAGUUUCAAAAUACUGA
This is a messenger RNA of Homalodisca vitripennis (glassy-winged sharpshooter), 2952 nucleotides long. RefSeq names its product probable splicing factor, arginine/serine-rich 7 (gene Srp54). The transcript has a single exon. Gene Ontology annotation, cellular component: nucleoplasm. The coding region runs from base 118 to 1869 and encodes 583 amino acids. NCBI's taxonomy places the organism in Eukaryota, Metazoa, Arthropoda, Insecta, Hemiptera, Cicadellidae. Gene Ontology annotation, molecular function: RNA binding. The record is from RefSeq and is a predicted model, not a curated record.